Messenger RNA from Bipolaris zeicola 26-R-13, 597 nucleotides. RefSeq lists its product as uncharacterized. The record is from RefSeq and is a predicted model, not a curated record. The coding region runs from base 1 to 597 and encodes 198 amino acids. The transcript has 2 exons. Lineage: Eukaryota; Fungi; Ascomycota; Dothideomycetes; Pleosporales; Pleosporaceae.
AUGCGCCUAGCCGGAUGGGGCAAGGAUUUCUGCAUAGCCCAUGUCGCAUCAUCCGAAGUCAUGGCAACUCGCGUGCGCAAUGUUUGGGGCACUGUGACAAUGUGCCCCCCCCCCCCUCCUCCUCGGUGUGCGGGCAUUGCGUGCGACAGAGGCGCCACGAUGCCCAUUGCGGGAGUCAGGCACGCAGACGCGGGACAUUGGCAGCUCGUACGAGACCACGGCGGAGGUAGUCUGGUCGUGGCUAGCAGCAACGCUUCUCCGUGCCGGCAGCGCCUCUCCGUUCACAUGUGGACGUUGCCGAGGACUGGCCGCAUGGCCACAGCGAAAAGUUCCGUCAAAGAAAAAUUCGCGAAAAAACAUCAGAUCAUGGAAAAGCGUCCAACCAGCCGCGACGUGGCCGUUGGAAGGGCUGGAGAAGCGCAUCAAUUGAGGCGGUCAGCUGGCGGGACAGCUGUGACGACCCGCCCGUGUGCAGGCAGAGACAGAGAGGGAUGCCAAUGCCCAUGCCAAUGCGGAUCAAGGACGUCAACCACGGCGAGACUGACACCCGUCGCGGAGGUUUAUCGGCUACGACGCAUUCCCACAAGCAUGGUUUAG